Molecule: messenger RNA, 905 nt
Organism: Sciurus carolinensis (gray squirrel)
Lineage: Eukaryota; Metazoa; Chordata; Mammalia; Rodentia; Sciuridae
Product: spindlin interactor and repressor of chromatin-binding protein-like
Biological process (GO): negative regulation of DNA-templated transcription
Source: RefSeq, a predicted model, not a curated record
CAGCCGCACCAUGGCUCUGAAGGUCGAGGGCGCCGCGCUGGACUGCUUCGAGGUGACGCUCAAGUGCGAGGAAGGGGAGGAUGACGAUGAGGCCGUGGUGGUGGCGGUAAUCCCGCUGCCGGAGCCGAUGCUCAGAGUGACCCAACAGGAGAAGAUCCCACCACCUCCGCCCAGCCUACUGGAGGCAGGAGGUGAUGGCUGCGAGGAGCCCAAGCAGCAAGUGUCUUGGGAGCAGGAGUUCCUGGUGGGGAAUAGCCCGGGAUGCAGCGGGCGGGCCCUGUGCAUGGUGUGUGGGGCCGAGAUCCGCUCCCCAUCAGCCGAGACAGCUCGAACGCACAUCCUGGAACAGCAUCCCCAUACCCUGGACCUGAGCCCCUCUGAGAAGAGCAACAUCCUGGAGGCCUGGAUUGAAGGGGUGGCCCUUUUGCAAGAUGUUCAUGCUGAGCAACCAUCCCCACCCAGCUCAGAAUCAAGCCGGGAUGCCAAACCAGACCCCAACGCCAAUGCAGACUCUGCUGGGAUGCCAGCGAUUGUGGUCCUCCUGGACUCUGAGGACAACGCGUCCCUCCCGAAAAGGAGCCGGCCCAGGGGACUCCGCCCCCUCGAACUGCCUGCCCGUGGUCAGAGAUGGAAGGAACCCCCUGGGGAAGAGCCUGUCAGGAAGAAGAGAGGCAGACCUAUGACCAAAAACUUGGACCCUGACCCAGACCCGCCAUCCCGUGACUCACCCACAGAGACCUUUGCAGCACCAGCUGAAGUCCGACACUUCACCGUUGGCAGCUUUCCCCCUGCCUUCGUCCUCCAGCUCUUCUCCCAUACCCAGCUCAGGGCCACCGGCAGUAAGGACUCGCCCAAGGAGGGCAAAGCAGCAGAAGGCCUUCUCCAGCCAGAAAGCCCCACUCCAG